Messenger RNA from Pieris brassicae (large cabbage white), 2510 nucleotides. RefSeq names its product E3 ubiquitin-protein ligase COP1-like. Gene Ontology annotation, molecular function: ubiquitin protein ligase activity; protein binding. Lineage: Eukaryota; Metazoa; Arthropoda; Insecta; Lepidoptera; Pieridae. Gene Ontology annotation, biological process: proteasome-mediated ubiquitin-dependent protein catabolic process. The transcript is spliced from 8 exons. The coding region runs from base 298 to 2490 and encodes 730 amino acids. The record is from RefSeq and is a predicted model, not a curated record.
CUAAAUCGCAGUGGCAAUGAAAUGGGAUUUCGUACUUUUGGCUUCAAAAAUGAAGCGAUAAAUAAUUCAGUGAUGAGUUUUUGUGAGAGAACUUAAGACUACAGUGUUGUUUACACUUCACGCGACUGUUCAGUUUUAUUAUAUAGGCUGUCUUAGCUUAAGUAAAGAAGGGCGGUGGCUUGUUCCACUCAUUCAUUCAUAUUUAGUUUAAACUUAGGUUUUUGUUCUAAAGUAAUUUCAUACUACUUUUAUUGCCAGAAUGAAUUCAUACUGACUUUCAUACCAAAUUGUAAAAAAAUGUCAGGUGCAGCAGCCGGAGGUGCUAGCAAUUCUGGUGCCAGUACAUCAGUGACUGCUCUUGGUGGCCUCGGUGGGUCCUUAGAAGACAAGGAUUGUGAUCUUUUGUGCCCAGUAUGCUUUGAACUCAUUGAUGAAGCAUAUGUCACACGCUGUGGUCACUCUUUUUGUUAUGCCUGCAUUGCUAAGUCAGUGGAAUUGCACAGGAGGUGUCCCAAAUGUGGAGCCCAGCUGACGGGACGAGAUCACUAUUUCCCGAACUUUUUGCUCAACGAGCUGGUUGCCCGUCGACGCUUGCGCACUAAACCGACGACUGUCGCGCCCUCAAUCCCAUCACCGGGAGAUGCGGAGAGGCUUCGAGCACUCGUCGCAGCUGAAGCUAGGCAUUUGGGUCUAUCCGAUGUCGACGGCAUGCUAGAUGUGUUGACGAGAAGAAAGAGACUCCUAGAAGCGGAGUCGGCUGCGGCUCACCACAGGCUGUUGUAUGAGUUUUUGUCUCAGCUUCUGAGGCAUCGCUCACACCAGUUGGAACAGUUGUCGAGAGAGGCGACACUAGUGCGAAAGGACCUGGACCACGUGGGCACGGUCCUUCGAGAGCUGAAGGCGGGAGCGGAGGCCCGUAUCCCUUCGCCCACCGAACAUUCCUUGGCCGAAUGGCUGCGAGAAGGUCGAUUGAAACGGGAAAUCAGCGAGGCAGACACGCAGCAAGCCCCUUACGCGCAAGAGGAAGAGGAGAGUUUCGGGUCGGUCUGCGGCGGAGGCUGGGCCGGAACGGAUGCGCUCGCGCAGCGCUGGAGGAGGCUGGCCGCGCAUUUCGAUGACUUCGUCCAGUGCUACUUCGCCCACCGAGCUGACGAGCUAUACUUUCCGGGCUCCGCGUCGGAGGGGCCCACGGCGCCCGCGACCCCGGGGCCCGUGGUGCCCUCGGCCACCGUCGGGGCCUCGGAGGCCGACCGCGUGCCCCAGCAGACGCCCGAGCCGAGGGUCUCCAGCGCCGCAGCCAUGGACCAGACGGCCCCGGACGGGGACCCGCCGCCGGUCCACGCCGUCGCCCAGUGCGGGGGCGGCGACGCCGCUUUCCCCGGGGGGGACCAGAGAGCCCCGGACGGGGAGCCGCCCCUCCGCCCCGCGAGCCCCGCGGCGGCGGGCACGGAGGCGUUCGGCGGCCUCGACGCGUUCCGCGAGGACCUGGCCGCGUUCACCCGCUACAGGGCGCUGCGGCCGCUGGCCACGCUGUCCUACUGCUCGGACGCCAUCAACUACUCCACCAUCGUGUCCACGAUCGAGUUCGACAAGGACGACGAGUUCUUCGCGAUCGCCGGAGUCACGAAGCGGAUCAAGGUGUUCGAGUUCGAGGCCGUGGUGCGCGACGCGGUGGACGUGCACUAUCCCUGCGCCGAGAUGCAGUGCUCCCACAAGAUCUCGUGCGUGUCGUGGAACGCCUACCACAAGAACGUGCUGGCCUCCUCCGACUACGAGGGCACCGUGGCCGUGUGGGACGCCGCCACGGGGCUGCGCACGAGGGCGCUGCAGGAGCACGACAAGCGCUGCUGGUCCGUGCACUUCAACCGCGCCGACGUGCGCCUGCUGGCCUCGGGCUCCGACGACGCCCGCGUGAAGCUCUGGUCGCUGAACGCCGAGCGCUCCGUGGCCACGCUGGAGGCCAAGUUCAACGUGUGCUGCGUGCGCUUCAACCCCAACUCGUCGUGCCACCUGGCCGUGGGCUCGGCCGACCACUGCGUGCACUACUACGACCUGCGCGCGCCCCGCUCGCCGCUGGCCGUGCUGCGCGACCACCGCAAGGCCGUCUCCUACGUGCAGUUCCUCGACUCGAAGACGCUGGUCUCCGCCUCGACCGACUCGACGCUGAAGCUGUGGCGCGUGGACUCGCCGAGGUGCGUCAGGUCGUUCACGGGCCACGCCAACGAGAAGAACUUCGUGGGGCUGGCCACGGACGGGAAGUACGUCGCGUGCGGUUCCGAGAACAACGCGCUCUACGUCUACUACAACGGGGUGUCCAAGCCCCUGCUGGCCUACAGGUUCGAGGCCGUGCGGGGCUUCCUCGAGAAGGAGCGCCGCGACGAGGAGCCCAGCGAGUUCGUCUCGGCCGUCUGCUGGAGGCGCUCCGUGGACAGGCCCGUGCUGCUGGCCGCCAACUCGCAGGGCACCAUCAAAGUCUUAGAGCUCUUGUAAAUAAACGUAUCUUAAGCCUU